This is a messenger RNA of Vicia villosa (hairy vetch), 450 nucleotides long. RefSeq lists its product as uncharacterized. The record is from RefSeq and is a predicted model, not a curated record. The transcript has a single exon. Lineage: Eukaryota; Viridiplantae; Streptophyta; Magnoliopsida; Fabales; Fabaceae. Bases 1 to 450 code for a protein of 149 amino acids.
AUGGUCAGGUAUCUGCCGGAAAGGUGCAUGAGACAGCUUGAACGUGUGCAAAUGAUACCUAGGUCUCUAUUUGAGGCUGCGAUUGACACCAUUACGCGCCGAGCUUUCACUAAUACCUUUCAAAAUUGGGAGCAUCAUUUGGUGCCAGAGGAGUAUCGGGAGAUGCGUGCAUUCCAGAGCUGGCACUACGUAGAUGGAUAUGUGACAUGGUUUUUUAAAGUCUCACAUCCUAUCAUGACACCAGAUGCUCCUUGGCGUCCACCUAGGCCAGCGUAUGAGAAGCUCAUGGAGAAUCAGCAGGGCGAGGAUGACCAUGCCAUUGAUAUGUUAGCGGAUACAGUUGAUUGGGCAGGAGGCAUUGGAUAUAGGGAUCAUGCAAUAAGGCGGUGUAGAGGUGGUUGCCAUAAUGGGGAGGAUUGUCAAGGAGGCGUCCAAUGUGACAGGCUAUAG